Molecule: messenger RNA, 1020 nt
Organism: Mangifera indica (mango)
Lineage: Eukaryota; Viridiplantae; Streptophyta; Magnoliopsida; Sapindales; Anacardiaceae
Product: probable carboxylesterase 17
Molecular function (GO): hydrolase activity
Source: RefSeq, a predicted model, not a curated record
AUGGCUGCAGUUUUCUUUGAUCCCAGGCUUAACCAGCUUCAAGUAGGCAAGAACAACCAUGGAGUUAUCGAAGAAAUCGAAGGACUCAUAAGAGUCUACAAAGAUGGUCAUAUUGAGAGGCCUCUAGCCAUCCCAAACGUCCCCUGCACCGCCGCAUUAGUUGCUCGAGUGGCGGCAAAAGACGUUUUCAUCAAUAAGCACUCGAACUUAUGGGGGCGGAUUUAUGUUCCGAGCUGCCCAGCAGGCGAGCUGCCUUUACUUGUUUACUUCCACGGCGGUGGAUUUUGCAUUGGCUCAGCCUCUUGGAGUUGCUACCAUGAGUUCCUAGCCAAUCUUGCUUCCAAAGCAGGCUGUGUGAUUCUGUCCGUAAACUACCGCCUCGCCCCUGAAAACCGUCUCCCCGCCGCGUAUGACGACGGCGUCAACACUCUCAUGUGGGUUAAACGGCAGUCUUUAAACGUGUCCGGUGAGCACAAGUGGUGGAUAAACCAGUGCAAUUUCUCCAGCUUGUUCCUAGCUGGUGAUAGCGCUGGUGCCAAUAUUGCUUAUAAUGUGGCUACGAGGUUAAAUUCUGGCGGCGCAUUUGAUAGCAACAAGAUUAAGCCAUUGUGUCUCAGGGGUAUUAUACUGAUCCAACCUUUCUUCGGAGGAGAGGCGAGGACUGCGUCGGAAACUCAACUCGCUAAUUCUGCGCUGACUCUAUCGGCUUCCGAUACAUAUUGGCGGUUGUCGCUGCCUUUAGGGGCUAAUAGAGACCAUCCAUGGUGCAAUCUUGGCAAAUGCACGGCGAGGUUGCAGGAACUGAGGCUUCCGGCGGUGAUGGUGUGCGUAUCAGAAAUGGAUAUACUUAAGGACAGGAAUCUGGCGUUCUGCAACGCCUUGAUCGGAGACGGCAAGAAGGUAGAAACGGUGAUGUACAAAGGGGUCGGACAUGCAUUUCAAAUUCUACAUAAUUCUCAGUUCUCUCAGGUCCGAUUACAAGAAAUGAUGUCUCAUCUCAAAGCGUUCAUAAAUCGAUAA